GGGGCCGGGUGGCUCUGUCUCGUUGGCGGGUAGCCCCGGGCGCCUGCCAGCCGAUCACGCUGUUCCUCUCCGUCGAAAGGUGAUUGGGUGGUAGCGCCGAGCGGCCUUCUCUCCGCCGGGCCAGCGGGGCGUUUUGCUCUCCGCUUAUCGUUGCCGCCGAGGGACAUGUGACUGCGGGAGCGGGCUCUGUAGCGAACGCGCUGGGGAAGCGGCCUGCUUCCUUUUCCUGCUGCCGCGCGAGGCCUUCAGCCCGAGAUCGCAGGGGCGCCACGGAGGCGCCGCGGCCCAGGCUUUCUAUGUGGAGGCCGCAGUAACGGAGACUUGGCCGAUUUGCUCCGCUCGCUCCUUCGAAGGUGCCGCCAAGUAAGACGAUUUCCGCGCUCGGGACGGAGAAAGAUAGUAUUUCUUAAGCAGAAAUGAAGAGUAAAAAGCAAUCUGUACAAAAUGCUGAAGAUGACAAACAUGAGGCUGCAAAAGGUGAAGAGAAUGAAGAAGACUGUCCUUGUUCUUCUAACUUUUUAUCUGAUGAAGAUGAUCGCUGCCCAAUCUGUCUAAACUGUUUGGCAGAGCAGGAAGUUGGCUUUCCUGAAAAUUGCAGCCACAUCUUCUGCUUGACCUGCAUUCUUAAAUGGGCUGAAACAAGGGCUUCAUGUCCAGUGGACCGCAAACAGUUCAAAGCUGUAUAUAAACUAAAUACUUCAGAAGAUUCUGUAAAGGUUCAGAUAAAGCAACAAAUAAGCAAAAAAGAUGAUCUACUCAGUUGUUAUAAGGGCAAGAAUUGCCCUAUGACUGUGAAAAACUGCAAAAGAAAACAGGAAAAUGCUGGCAUAAGAUUUUUACCACUAAUCUAUAAAAGCUGGAACUCAAAACACAGUUUGAAAAAAAAUCAAAGGAUAGAGGACAAUAUAAAUCCUUCAAACAAGGAAGAAGUUACAAAUUCAAUGAAGAAAAAUAAGCCUAGAAGACAGACCUGCUUGAACAGAUUCUUCAAAAGUAACUGGUGUGAUAGAUUUUCUUCUAAUAGUAGUUUCUCUGGUGAAUCUCCUAAUUAUCAAAGUGAAAGUAUAGAGAUCAGCAAAAUUGACACAGUUAUCAGACACAAGAGAAGAGAACUGGAGCUGUCUUGUUCUGUACUAGCUAGAGUGGCAAGAGUUCCUUCCAUGUCUUGUGAAGCAGAAAUAGCAACUUGUCUUGUUGUGGAAACUGUCUUUUCAAUAAGUACUUCACCUUUGGAAAACUUUGGAUCUUCUAAAUCAGGACACAUUGUUACAUGUGUCCAUGAAGGAGAGGAAAAAAAACAGACUUCUGGUACCACUGGCACAAGAGGAACAAGAAGGAAAGUUUCAGAUACUACUCCUAGAAGACGAUCUGCCCGAAAUGUUAAAACAGAAACUUCGUGUCAAUCUCAGAGUUCACCAAAAUCCAAUAACUCUGGAUAUGAGGCCAGCGGUGAUGGUAGCUCAUUUGUGAAUGUUUCUUUUACAGAAUUAGAGAAAUCAACCCCAAAACGGAAAGCUAAAAGAAAUGUUAAGCAAGAACCUUUGGUUAAAAAGAAACUAAGAAGUUCUGGACGUUAUGGAAAAACAUCUAGUGAUAUAGAUUUUGAUGAAUCCGAUGACACAGAGAUAACCUUGCUAUUAGACAAAGGCAAUUUAGCAGACAGUGAAAAUAGCACCUCUGAUUUUAGUCAUAAAAAUGAUGUUGAAACUGAAUCUUCUAAUGGCUUAGAAAACUCCAAAGACUAUGUAGAAUAUAAGAAGGAACCUAAGAAAUGCCCCCAUGAAGGGCAAGAUACAUUAGAUAUCUUAGAAUCUGAUUCCUGUGUUCAAGAUCCUCCUUUGCUUGCCUUAGAAAAAACUGCUGGUUCUUAUGUUCAGGAUCUUCCUUUGCUCACUCUAGAGGUAGACACUGAAAAAUGUGAAGAAAAAGAUGACUCUGGAACUGAAAACAAGACACAUUAUAAAAAUGCUAUCGAGCAAGGUCAAUAUUUAAAUGUUUCUGGAGAACAAUUAUGUGAUGAUAAUAUUACAUUUACUCAUCAGUCUUCAGAACUAAGUAGCCUUACCGCUGAAUUGCCAGUGAAAUUGGAACCUCUGGCAAUCACACAUCAAAUAUUAGAAAGUCCUGGGAAUGAAUUAGAGAAAUCAGGAUGCAUGUUAAUAACAGAAGAUACUUCAGCUGUUUCUAGACAUGAAUUGCUAGAAGGAACAGAAUCUGCAGCAGUAACAAAUAAACUUUUGGCUGGUACUGGAAAUGAAUUCCAGGAAAAACUAGAAUCUGAAGCAAUAGCAAAUAAACCAGUGUCUUGUCAUAGAAAUGAAUUAUUAAGAAAACCGGAAUCAUCAGCAAUAGAUGGAAUAUUGGAGAAACCUGUGAAUCAGUUGCCAGAAGGAAUAGUCAAGGAGCCAUUAGAUAGCAUCUCAAACAAAGUACCUAGGCUUUCAUUAGGUGUGGAAGAUGUUGAAAUUGAAGAAAAAGAACCAGAUGUAUAUAUAAACAAUGAACAUCUAAAAAGUACUGACUUACUAAUAAAUGUUCCUUCAGAGAAUAAACUUAAUCUAUCUUUUGAAAAUGAUAAGGAGGAAACUGAAAUUAGUACAUCCCCCAAGAUAUGCACUCAAGAUAUUAAACAUUUUAAUGAAGAUGACAGUGAGAUAGUAGCUAUGGAAUGUGACUCAUUUAACUGUGACCAGAAUGAAUCUCAGCUUGACGAGCCAUUAGUGAAUGACAAUGUAGAGCAGGAAACAAAUUUCUUACAAAAUGAUAGUAAACAUUCUGUAUCAUUUUCAGAUCUUGAUAAGAAAGAAGCAAAAGAAUGUUUCACAGAUAAAAAGAUACGAACUAGAAGAUCACGGUUUCAUUCUCCAUCAACAACUUGGUCUCCAUCCAAACGAGAGGGGAAAAGAUCUCAAUCCCCGUCUCCCAAAAGGGAAACUGUGGGGGAAGGCAGAAUGUCUCGAUCUCCCAAAAGGGAUAUUUUCAAAGAAAGUCAGAGAUCUUUAUCCAAAUCUCCUAAAAGGGAUCCUCUAAGAUCUCCAUCCAGUUCUCCCAGAAGGGAUCACCUGAAAGAAGAGAGAGAGUCUCUUCCCAGUUCUCCCAAAAAGGAUCAUCUAAGAGAAGGGAGGGGUUCCCCAUCCAGUUCUCCAAAAAGGGAUUCUAUCAAAGAUGGAAGGAGGUCUUCUCGGGCACGAGCUAAAGAAUCCCCUCCAAGGCACAACUGUAGGUCUACCAGUAGGGACAGAGAUAAUGAUAAAAAUGAAUUUAGAAGAGAUAAUGAAAGAGAGAGAAGUAGGAGGAGAUGGUCACAAUCACGAUCAAGAUCUCGAUCCAGGUCCAGGUCCAGGCCAAGAAGCAAAGGGCCUUCAUUCCCUAGAAAUGAGAGGGAUGGUUAUUCACCUCCUCGAUGGAAAGAAAGGUGGACAAAUGACAGUUGGAGAAGCCCCAGAGGAAGUGAUAGAUAUAAAAGAAAUGAACAGCAGAAACAGACAGAAUGUAUGAAAAGUGAAAGAGACAGUGUAAAUAAAGAUGCAGAUAUGCAGAGUUCUUCUGAUCAGUACAGAAAAGAUUAUCCAGACUGGGUAAUGGAAAGAAUAAAUUCAGUUCCAGAAACAAGGAAUAGAGAAAGAGAGAAUUUUAAAAAUCAACAGCGGGAAGAAAAUAGACAUAAUAAUUCAGGGACUUCAUGGAGUGGAAAUUAUGGAUCAGGUUGGAAUUCAAAUCGUGGCAGAGGCGGCCGUGGCAGAGGCGGGCGUGGCAGAGGUGGUUUCACUUAUGGAGACCAGGCUGAAAGUCGCUGGCAAAAUAGGAAGCCCCACUCAGGGAAUCCAAAUAGUUCUGGCCAUGAAACUUCUAGAUUUCUAGAACAUCAGCCAUACAAACGUAAAACAGAACAAGAUUUCACUUUUGAUACGCCUGCUGAUAGAUCUGGGUGGACAUCUGCAUCAAGCUGGGCUGUAAGAAAGACUUUACCAGCUGAUGUACAGAAUUACUAUUCAAGAAGAGGUAGAAAUUCUUCAAGCCCACAGUCUGUAUGGACAAAAGAAGAAGUAGCAUCUGAGCAAGAUCCAAACUUCAAAGACCAAGCCAGCCAACAAGGUGAUGCUUCUCAGCUACCAGUAAAUGUGUUGCAACCUCAGAUGAAUGUAAUGACACCAGUAAACACACAGCAUCAGCCGAUGAGUAUCUUCCCGUAUACAAUGGGUGUUCCUACUCCUAUUAUGAACAUUCAACACAAUCCAUUUAACCUUCCUCCACCAGUGCCCAUGCAUCUUCAUUCAGGACUGCCUCUUGUCCAGGUAGCAGCUUCAUCCAGUGUGUCUCAGGGACCACCUCCACCACCACCACCUCCACCUCCAUCCCAGCAAAUUAACUACAUUGCUUCCCAACUUGAUGGACAGCAGUUGCAGGCUGUUCCAACUACUUCCCAUGUUGCUAACAGCAUGAAUACAACACACUUGCCUGCUCCAGCAGCAGCUCUGGGGACUGCGGAAUCGGUUCAGGGACCAAGUUCGAGUAAUGCAACAUCAUCAAAUAACAUCAAAUCCUCUAAUGCUGCUGUAAAAUUGAUGGAAAGGAAAGUAAAUGUAACAGUGGAAGCCAGCGCAGAUAGUUCCAAAAAAGACCAGAAAUUAUUAAUUCAAGAAAAAGCUGCACAAGAAGUAAAACUUGCUAUUAAGCCUUUCUAUCAAAAUAAAGAUAUUUCUAAAGAAGAGUAUAAAGAGAUAGUUAGAAAAGCAGUAGAUAAGGUUUGCCAUAGCAAAAGUGGAGAAGUUAAUUCUGCGAAAGUGGCAAAUUUGGUAAAAGCUUACGUGGACAAAUACAAACAUUCACGAAAGAAAAAUCCAGAUGAGGCUGUUUCUGUGGAAAGAAAAUAAAUCUAGAGUGAAAAAAUGCCAUCAGGAUGACUGCGAAGUGCAAUUUUGACUUGGACUAUUAAUUAGAAAUAGUGGCUGAAAUCUGAUUUUGAUAAGAUUAUUUUUCAAUAUAGUGUAUAAUGUUUUGUUAUAAAUAAAUAUAGAUUAAUGCUUCAACUUUAUCCUUUUGCAAACAGCUAUGUAAAAAAGAUAAAAGGAAUAAAAGACACCCCCCCCCCAUUAAUAAUAUACCAUUUAUUGAAUGCCACAUGUACAGCAUUUUUGGUUCACACAGUCUGUCAGAAUACAGAAUUUUGGGCUGAUAAGUAAAAUACAUGUGAAUCAGGGAAAAGACUGGAGUAGAUUUUUCUUUGAUUUUCCUGCCACUCUUAAACUCUAGUAAACAUUUUUAAAAUGUCUCAGUUCAUAGGCUCAACGUGUGUGUCUUAAAAGCACACUGUAAUUGAGAGCACCUCUUCAACAGCAAAAAAAAAAAAAAUCCCUGAAUA
Messenger RNA from Python bivittatus (Burmese python), 5362 nucleotides. The record is from RefSeq and is a predicted model, not a curated record. NCBI's taxonomy places the organism in Eukaryota, Metazoa, Chordata, Lepidosauria, Squamata, Pythonidae.